AUGACACACAGUACUCGAUCCCCAUUAUUCUGUAAUGCACAGAAUACGGUCUUUUACAAACCAUCCGGUAAAUCACAAGAAUUGGCCCAACAGGCACACAAGGAAGCAUCAGCUGUAGACAAACCCAAAACCGUCGAGGAGUUGGUCCCCAACUACCUCCACGAUUUGAAGUCCGUCUUUGAAAAGAAAGCAGCUGAACGCUUUCCAGAAACCAGGCCUUGGGACCACGCCAUUGACUUGAAACCCGAUUUUAUUCCACGCGACUGUAAAGUCUAUCCGUUAUCGCUCAAAGAACAAGGAGCGAUGGAUGACUUCCUGGAAGAAAAUCUGAAAAAAGGAUACAUCCGACUGUCGAAAUCUCCCAUGGCUUCACCAUUUUUCUUCGUAGGAAAGAAAGACGGAGCACUACGUCCCUGUCAGGAUUACCGAUACCUGAAUGAAGGGACGGUGAAGAACACCUAUCCUCUUCCGCUCAUCUCUGACCUUAUGGAUCAAUUCAAAGGCGCAUCGAUCUUUACGAAAAUGGAUUUACGCUCCGGAUAUAACAAUGUCAGAAUCAAAGAUGGUGACCAAUGGAAGGGCGCAUUUAAGACAAAUCACGGACUUUUCGAACCUAUGGUCAUGUUCUUUGGACUCUGCAACUCCCCGGCGACUUUCCAAAUGAUGAUGAACGCACUCUUCAAGGACAUGAUCGAUGAGGGAUGGAUAGUCAUUUACAUGGAUGAUAUCCUCAUCUUCUCAAACGAUUUGGAAGAACAUCACAUUCGAACCCAACACGUACUCCAACGACUCAAAGACAACGACUUAUUCCUUAAACCGGAAAAGUGUUUCUUUGACGUUAAAGAAGUCGAAUUCCUAGGCAUGAUCAUUCGAGAAAACUACAUUGGCAUGGACCCUAUCAAACUUAAAGAAAUUGCAGAAUGGCCUGAACCAAGCACGGUAAAAGGUGUUCGCUCUUUCCUAGGGUUUGGAAACUUCUAUCGGAAGUUUAUUGCCAACUUCUCGGAUAUUGCCAAACCAUGGACAAAUCUUACGCGCACUGCCGCUGGAUCUCCACCUUUUGAAUGGACAACAGAAUGUCAGACAGCUUUCGACACAUUGAAGCAACAAUUCAGUACCGCCCCAGUACUGUUACUGCCUGACAAGGCAAAACCCUUUAUUGUUGAAUCCGACGCUUCCAAGUUUGCUACGGGUGCAGUUUUACGCCAAGCCGACAUCAAUGGAGACCUCCAUCCUUGUGCCUACAUUUCACAGACGCUCAAUCUAGCUGAACGGAACUACGAAAUCUACGACCGCGAACUCCUCGGAAUCAUUCGAGCCCUCACUGAAUGGCGCCAUUAUCUUGAAGGCUCUCCCCAUCCCGUCGAAGUUCGCAGUGAUCACAAAAACCUCACAUACUUCCGUACAGCUCAGAAGUUAAACCGCCGACAAGCACGAUGGAGUCUCAAAUUAUCACAAUUUGAUCUUCACCUCAUCCAUGUCCCUGGCACUCAGAUGAUCCAAUCUGAUGCGCUAUCUCAUCGUAAUGGACUCGAUGACAGUGAAAGUGACAAUGAAGAUCGCAUUCUUUUACCCAACGCACUAUUCAUGCGAUCCAUUUCCCCGACACUAUUCGACAAAAUCAGAAAUCAUGCAGCAAAAGACCUCAUUGUUCACGAAGCCCUCGAAGCGAUCGCACACAAAGGGCCAUUCCCCAUGAAAUCAUCACUUUCCGACUGGGAAGUUCGCGAUGGUGUCAUCCUCUACAAGGGAAAGAUUUACGUUCCACUAUCCGAAACUCUUCAUCGUGACCUCGUUCGACUACAUCACGACUCCCCUGCCAUGGGUCACCCUGGAAAGUUUAAUACUCUUGAACUGUUACGUCGUGAAUUCUGGUGGCCCGGCAUGUAUACAUUUGUCUACAAUUAUGUUAAAGGCUGUGCCGCCUGUCAACAAAUGAAACCGAAUACUCAUCCAACUCGUAUUCCUUUGGAACCAAUUCCCGCCGACCCACACGCAUUACCAUUUUCCUGUUGCACCACCGAUUUUAUUACUGACCUCCCUGUUUCCAACGGUUUUGAUUCAAUUAUGGUCGUAGUAGACCAUGACCUUACGAAGGGGGUGAUUCUUACGCCCUGCCUCAAAACGAUCACCGCCGAAGGAACGGCCAAGAUUUUUCAUGACAAAGUAUACUCGCGAUUUGGAUUACCCGACCGAAUCAUCUCGGAUAGAGGACCUUAA
Sparassis crispa is the source of this 2220-nucleotide messenger RNA. RefSeq names its product Transposon Tf2-6 polyprotein. The record is from RefSeq and is a predicted model, not a curated record. Lineage: Eukaryota; Fungi; Basidiomycota; Agaricomycetes; Polyporales; Sparassidaceae. Bases 1 to 2220 code for a protein of 739 amino acids. The transcript has a single exon. Gene Ontology annotation, molecular function: nucleic acid binding.